AUGAUUAAUACGGGCACGAUUCGUACAGAGUUGGACAGCGAAUCGCAAGCGUGCUAUGCAUUAGCAUUAUCACAAGAUCAUAAACUGUUAUUUGCGUGCUGUGCUGACGGAAAUAUUGUGGUAUGGGAUAUCGAAUCCAAAACCAAGGUCACCUCGCUUCCUGGACACCAAGAGGGAGCGUCAUGCAUUGAUCUCUCAUCAGAUGGCUCCAAAUUAUGGACCGGGGGUCUUGAUAAUACCGUACGCACAUGGGAUCUUCGGGAACGACGGCAACUGAGUCAAUUCGAUUUCCCGAGUCAGAUCUUCAGCUUGGGAUGUUGUCCCACAGAGGAGUGGGUUGCAGUAGGCAUGGAGAACAACAAUGUGGAGGUCUUGAAUACAACUCGUACGGAAAAGUAUCAGUUGCAUCAACACGAAUCAUGUGUCCUGUCGCUAAAGUUUGCUCACUCUGGACGAUGGUUCGUUUCGACGGGGAAGGUAUGUUCUUAG
Cooperia oncophora is the source of this 489-nucleotide messenger RNA. NCBI's taxonomy places the organism in Eukaryota, Metazoa, Nematoda, Chromadorea, Rhabditida, Trichostrongylidae. The record is from the annotation of a GenBank genome assembly.